Molecule: messenger RNA, 1401 nt
Organism: Homalodisca vitripennis (glassy-winged sharpshooter)
Lineage: Eukaryota; Metazoa; Arthropoda; Insecta; Hemiptera; Cicadellidae
Exons: 1
Coding region: 1-1401 (466 amino acids)
Source: RefSeq, a predicted model, not a curated record
AUGCUGACUGACCUGCUGGACGAUCUCCCAAUGCAGAAUAACCCAGUCCUAAUCAUGGGAGACAUCAAUAUCGACUCUUUGAAAGAACAUAAUGAAAAAACUAGAUUCAAUGAAUUCCUUGCCUCCUAUAAUCUGCGCAGACUUAUACUCCCUGCAACAAGGGUUACACAUAAUACUGCAUCCUCAAUAGACUGUGUUUGUACAAACAUAGCACAACAUAACAUCGACGUAGAGGUUGUGCACACAGGCCUCUCAGACCACACUGGACAAUACUGCAGCAUAGGAAUACCAACACGGGCAAUAAAGACACUGACCUCCAGUCGCAGACAUCUCAAUAACAGAAAUCUUGAACACCUCAAGCAGUACCUGUCAACCCAGGACUGGGAAAGUGUGAUCUCAGUGAACAGUGUGGAAGAAACCUAUAACAAUUUCUCCAAUAUCAUAGCUUCUGCACUAAACACAGCAUGUCCAUACAAAAGAACACGAACAAGGCACAGCACUAAAGGAAGAGUAAUAAAUGACACCGAAGCUAUGGUCAUGAGACAAACCUUCCAAAGUGCAUGGCAAAAAUACAAUCAGUCUGGCAGAGAUGAGGACAAGAGAGAUGCUGUAGAAAAGAAAAAGAUCUAUGACCUGAAGCUCAGAGCCCUUCGACGCCUGGCUAGUGAAGAGCACAUACAACUAGCGAACAACAAGAGCAAGGCUUUGUGGGACAUUAUAAAUGGUGAAAGAAGACCAAAGGGUCUACAGGCGUCAAAUAUGCAACUACGAAUCAGAGGGAAAUUGGUAAAUUACCCCAAAGCAAUUGCUGACCACAUGAACUCAUACUUCGUGAACAUCGCUAAUGAGACCCUUAAGCAAAAAAAUGUGGUAUCUCAACUGCCUUCAGACGGGAAUGAUGUUCUGAGCCUUCAAACUAUGUCGCUACAGCCAACUACUCUCAAAGAGGUCCAGAAGAUUAUUGACUCUCUAAAACCCAAAACAUCGGCAGGAAAUGAUGAAGUAUCAGCCAAGCUUCUGAAAUAUUGCAAAAAUGAACUUUCUCCUAUUCUUGUCCACAUAAUAAACAAAUCUUUCUCCCAAGGAAUCUUCCCAUCAGCUCUAAAAAGCGCCAAGGUAUAUGCUAAACACAAGAAGGGAGAUAAGACAGAGACCUCAAACUAUAGACCAAUCUCAUUGCUGUCAACCUUCUCUAAAGUAAUCGAGAGGGUUGCUCUUGCCAGACUGUUAGGACAUCUCAAGUGGAACGGACUACUGACAGACAGACAGCAUGGUUUUACUGGCGGAAGGUCUACCAUAACAGCACUUAUUGACCUGAUUGAACAUAUUAUAGACCACCUAGAAGAUGGGGAACUGUUGUUGGCGUACUGCUUGAUUAUAGCAAAGCAUUCGACUGCCUGA